UUUCAUGUCACGGGCCACACUGCUCGCGAGGCGCUUGCAAGGAGGAGGAUGAUGACCAUGAACGGCAAGCAGCACUUUUCCAUGCACCCGGCCGUGCACGACCCCAAGUACACCGGCCUACACUCAGGCUCGGAUGGUAUGCGAAGGGUCUGUCUGCCGGCCCCGCAGCUCCAGGGCAAUAUAUUCGGAGGCUUUGAUGAGAGCCUGCUGGCACGGGCAGAGGCUCUGGCGGCUGCUGACAGCAUUGUCUCUCACGGCAAGAGUCACCCGUUCAAACCAGACGUGACGUACCAUACCAUGAACAGUGUCCCCUGCACCUCAGUCGCCUCUUCUGCCUCCACCACCGUGCCCAUUUCCCACAUCCCAUCGACCCUCGCAACCCACCAUCACCACCAUCACCUCGGACAGAGCCUGGAGGCCGGGGACCUCCUGGACCACCUCUCCACCAGUCUGGCCGUGACGGGGAUGGGUGCCCAAGAACCCCCAGGGAUGACAACGACGGCUCACCAUCACCAGCACCCGCACCACCACCUGCAGACCAUGGGGCAGCUUCACCAGGCGAUGGCCACUAUGGCACAUCCGCACUCGCUGUCAAUGCACGGCGGCAUGGCGUGCGUCAACGACGUGGAGUCAGAUCCCAGGGAGUUGGAAGCCUUCGCGGAGCGUUUUAAGCAGAGGAGGAUCAAACUCGGGGUGACCCAGGCGGACGUCGGGUCAGCGCUGGCCAACCUCAAGAUCCCUGGAGUGGGGUCACUGAGCCAGAGCACCAUUUGCAGGUUCGAGUCCCUCACCUUGUCUCAUAACAACAUGAUUGCGCUCAAGCCGGUUCUCCAGGCCUGGCUGGAGGAAGCGGAAGCUGCUCACCGGGAGAAAAGUAACAAGCCGGACCUUUUCAACGGGAACGAGAGGAAAAGAAAGCGCACUUCCAUCGCGGCGCCGGAGAAGCGCUCUCUGGAGGCGUACUUCGCCAUCCAGCCCCGGCCUUCCUCAGAAAAAAUCGCGGCCAUCGCAGAAAAGCUGGACCUGAAAAAGAACGUGGUUCGAGUGUGGUUUUGCAACCAGCGGCAAAAACAGAAACGAAUGAAAUACUCUGCGGUGCACUGAGGUUUUUUCUUCCUCUCAUCAUGAAUAAAAUAGCCUACUACAUUUUUGAUCGAGUGAUUAAUAAUAGCCUAACAGGGAUUUAUCAUCAACUCUUUGGGUCUGGUCCGGGAAAAGUCUCCACAAAAAUACUCCGCUGUUUCUUUGAACGUUUCUUUUUGUGUCACUCACUCGUUGCACUUUUUAGAUUUUUGAUAUUGGACUUACAGACACGUGAGGAGAUGCUGAUGUCAUUUAUCCACACUACAGGGAGUCGAUCAUAGUCGAUUCUGCCCUGACAGAUCCACACAUUCAGGAUCAUUUAGUUAAACUAAAUGGAUUUCAGGUUUUCAGGAUUGUUGAUGUUAAAGCGUUGAAAUUCCUUCAUUAAGAAAGACGACGGAUUUGUGGUUCUGUGAAAAUGAGUUGUAAGUUGAAUUCCUUUUGUAUGGCUGGUUUAAGUCAGAAACGACUCUCCACUAUGCAGUAGUAAACACGUUGAACUGUCAUUUCACCUUCCUCCGUCCUACUUUUCUGACUUAAACACAACCAACUCCACGUUU
Molecule: messenger RNA, 1643 nt
Organism: Cynoglossus semilaevis (tongue sole)
Lineage: Eukaryota; Metazoa; Chordata; Actinopteri; Pleuronectiformes; Cynoglossidae
Gene: pou4f3
Product: POU class 4 homeobox 3
Exons: 2
Coding region: 49-1104 (351 amino acids)
Biological process (GO): regulation of transcription by RNA polymerase II
Molecular function (GO): DNA-binding transcription factor activity, RNA polymerase II-specific; RNA polymerase II cis-regulatory region sequence-specific DNA binding
Source: RefSeq, a predicted model, not a curated record